AAAUGGAAGGUUCAGUUUUAUUCGCGUCUUUGCCGCAACAAAAUUCAGCGGGGGGAAAAAACUCCCAUCCAGACAGGCACAAACCGACACCAAAAUCAGGAAAAAGAAGGGGCUUUCUUUAAUCUCUUCUUUCUUCCUUGCUUCCAUGGAUGCUGAUUUCUGGAGCUCUCGCAUCGCAGCCGCCAAACGCCAAUUGAAUUUGCAGAAUCACAAUCUCACAAACUACAAUAGCAUUACCCGCCACAGUUCUCAAUUGGAUCGGUUCAGUAUAGAUGAGGUGGAGGUUGAAGAAGAGGUCCGACCCGAUUUCCCAUGCCCGUAUUGCUACGAAGACUUUGAUAUCACCUCCCUCUGCUCCCAUCUGGAGGAUGACCAUUCCUGCGAAUCCAAAUCCACCGUUUGUACCAUAUGUUCUGUCAAAGUUUCGAGGGACAUGUUAAGUCAUAUCACACUGCAGCAUGGGCACUUGCUCAAGAUAUCCUUAAGAUGUGUUUACUUCGUACUUACUAUUUUCCCAUUUUCCGAACAAAUAUUUCUGAUCCCAUCUGCUUCUUGAUCUUAUUUAGAGCCCCUUUGGGUAAAUUUGCCUAAUAAUGAAAUAAAAUAUUCGAAAUAAAUUAGCGUUUGGUAAGAAUAAGCCAAAAAAAUGCUCAAGCAGCCAUUUAAUGUUUCUUUAACCAUAAGAUACUUGCAGCGAAGGCGGCGGUUACGUAAGGCGGCAGUUCCUAGCAGCCAGACAGCACUUUCUUUAUUAGGAAAGGAUAUUCGGGAAGCCCAUCUGCAGUUGCUUCUAGGAGGAGGAGGAAGCAGUGGGUAUCGGUCAGCCACUGCAACGACAUCAUCAUUAUCAUCAUCAUCUGCAGAUCCUUUCCUCUCAUCUCUUUCUCUCAACUUCUCCAUCUCUGAAGCUGAAGAAAUCUAUUCUGAAGACACUUGCAUGAAGAGCCAGGAGGUGGCUCGACACAUUUGGAAGUUAAGCUUUGAUCCAUCUCUAAGUUACGAAGAACGAGAAGAAAAGAUAAAGCAGGCCAACGGACGAGCUCGUUUUCUGCAGGAUUUGUUUGUGUCUGCUUUGUUAACUGAGUAAGUUCGAUUUAUUUAUUUGUUUUUUUUGUUGGGUUAUAUUUUGAUUUGGAGAAGGGAUGAACAGCAUAUGCCUCAUCAAAUUGUUUGUCAAAACAGUUAAUACUUCUUGUAACUUGUGUAACUGUAAAAGUCAAUGCUUUAUCUCUUUUUCAAUAGAUACAUUGUACCAUUUGAGCUAAAAAAACAUAUACCUUAAUGACUUAAUAAAGUGCUGAAUUAAUA
Molecule: messenger RNA, 1308 nt
Organism: Cuscuta campestris
Lineage: Eukaryota; Viridiplantae; Streptophyta; Magnoliopsida; Solanales; Convolvulaceae
Source: the annotation of a GenBank genome assembly